Messenger RNA from Pleurotus ostreatus (oyster mushroom), 3198 nucleotides. RefSeq lists its product as uncharacterized. Bases 1 to 3198 code for a protein of 1065 amino acids. NCBI's taxonomy places the organism in Eukaryota, Fungi, Basidiomycota, Agaricomycetes, Agaricales, Pleurotaceae. The transcript has 2 exons. The record is from RefSeq and is a predicted model, not a curated record.
AUGACGCAGCCGUCGCUGCCCGCCCACCCCGACGUGUUUGGCGCGCCGCCCUCCCUCCGCUCCGUGCCCAGCGCCAACAGCUUGACCCAACGUUCCUGGUCGCGUUCGAGGUCGAAAACCAUGUUUGACAAUGGCUCAAAUCACCCAUCAGACGACGGGAGACUCAAGCCUGAGCUGCGUCAGGCUUACCCCCAGGCUUCCACGUCCUCCUCAACUUCCAGUCCAACCAUGAAUGUUCGCUUAGUUCCCAGGGCGCAUGGGAUUGGGCUUGAAGAGGGUGUGGAAACUGGUAGUUCGCAUAUUCAUCACGAGGAGGACAAUACCUUGGUUGUAGCUGAGCAGUCGAGAGUCGAUACAGAGAGCAUGGGCUCGGGCUUGCCCAAAUCGAAAUUGCAGAAAGCCGCUGUGCAGGCAGCAGCUCUGAGUCGCAUUGAUACAACUGCCCGCCCUCCCCCUUCUGCGUUUUCGCGACCAGAGAACAUGCGGAGCAACGUCAGAGACUCAAUGAACUCCGUCGGGACCCGUUUCUCUACUACCUCGUCUUCUUUGUAUCCUCCGUCGACUUCUACUUCUACUGCUUCUGGAACAGAGUCCCCUCCUUCGCCACGUUCUUUGGCGGAACAGAUCGAGAACCACGCCAUCUCUUCAUAUGAUCCCGAAGCCGACGAAGCCAACGCGUUUGAUGGGGAUGAUGUCUCCUAUCGACUGCGUCUGCUGGUGAAAAAUAGCUAUUUUCUGCCUCCUGCGCACGCGAAGCCUACGCCGUCAGACUUUGCUCAGACAGUCCAGAAAAAGGCCCCCCGUGCGAAUACUCCCGCAUUUCUGGACCUUUUUAGGGUCGGGAAGAGCAAAUCGAAACCUCCUAGUCCUGAUGCUACGCCAACUUUGGACCCUCGCGCGCCCGUCCUUCGAACGACUGGUGAAUCUGUAACACUGGCCACCCGCCAUCAUCCCCGAACCAACCCUGUACCGCUGCAUCAAUCGCCGUUGUCGGGGCACAAGCCCCCAGACCUCGCCGCUAGGGUAGUGGUUGUUCGAGAAAAGAUGGCUGACCUCGCGACGGCCGCAAAGCAAGCAGAGCAGGAAAUGAAAGCCAGGGUUGUCAGGAAAGAGGAAGAGCCCAAGCAAGUCAAGGUCGACGAUGUCAUUGAUCCCACGGAUGCCGUUGAUCUACCGCCGCCCUCUUCCAAGUAUCCGUUUGCUGUCCAAGCAUCGGCGCUGCAUGGCCUUGGUGUUCAAGACUCGGUGGGGGCAGCUAUGUUGGCUGACAGACUUCCUCCUCCCAUGAGUCCAGGCGACUCGUCUAUGGAUGCUGAAGAUAAGAACUGGCGAAAGGCACUGCUUCAUGCCGCGGUGGGGCAUUCGCUUGAUAAUACGCCAGAUAUAUCCACACUUUCCAUGUCGCCCGAAGGUCCUUCGCGUGUCAACUCGCCGUGGAUGACCAGUCCUCCUAGGUCGCCAAUCAGAACGCAGUCACCAAGCAUGAAGCGUGCGCUCGGGCAGCGCAUCAUCAACCAACCGCUCAUAGAAGUUCAAGAUGAAACCGAACACGCAGUUCCAGAUCAUUCUACUCCCCGUGGUCCAUCCAAGCGUGGGCACCCUUCCCCUCUUGACCUUUCGUCGCGAAGAUCCAGUUACUUUCCUAUGCGGGCUGAGACUCCCGCUGGUCCGCAGACACCGUUAGCCCCUCCACCUCGACGGAACAUCAUCAACCCUCUGUAUUCGUUGUCCCAGACUGAUCUCGCGGAGUCGGACUCGGCUCCUAAGGAUCGGGGUUCCUCCCAGGAUGGAGCGCACACCGUUGACGUACGAAGCACUUUGUCGUCUCCAGAGCUCUCCGAAGCGUACGACUCCACCCGUCUGAUGGUCAUGACCCCGCCUCCAGCAACCCAUUCCCAUCUGAGUAUGCACUCUGGAUCCUCAAUAUUUGCUGCGAGGCCAUCUACUGGUACGACACAGCAGGACCCCACCUCUUCGACAAGCAGCAUCAUGAACGCAGAGACUGCGGAGUCGCAUUAUUCUGACGACGACCGUGAUAUGGAGGAAGGCAAUAGACCCUCUACGAUGUUGUCCCACGUUACGGACGGUAGACCGUCAAUGUCCAUGUCUGAAUAUUCUCAGCCAUCACCUACCGUUUCUGCGUUCCAAGAUGCCCUAACUGGCGACGACUAUCAUUCUGCCGUGUCAUCCCUGAAUCGACCAUGGAGAGGCAGCGAUGAUUUGCAUUCAGCAUCAACGCCCAGCGACAGCCCUGGACCCCGGUAUUCAACAAUGUCACCCCCACCUCGAGUUUCUUCAUCUCUGGCAGCCCACCCUCUUUCACCACCCCCACGCUCGUUAUAUCAAGCCGUACACGCGGUCAGGCCACCGGCUAUCCGCCAAUCAUCGUCGUUCCUUGAUCUAGGAGAACCUUCCCCUGCCAGCACGUCCGAACAAGUCAUGUCGGUUACUCCCCCUCGUCCACCAGAAAUCCUUGCCCCCGAACCCGUCACACCUCCCUAUCCUAUCGUCGAACGGCGUGGUCACCCGCCAUCAACCCCAUUGACACUCAGCAUCCCCUCAGAACCCACGCCCUUGUCAAUACACUCCGCACCUCCCCCAUCAUCCCCUACCUCAUUUUUUGAUAGUAUACAGGCUCAACCUAAUGCCAUGGAUGACCUGGAGUCAUCUUCGGACGAAGAUAGUGAACAAGACGAAGAUGAGGAUGAAGACGACGAGGAUGACGGCCGUAGGCCCAGUAAUCUCUACGUUGAUUCACGGACGAGGACAAUAUCGAUGAUGACGGCAAGACCGCCUGGUAGACCGAAUCUCAUGCGUCUAGGAAACCACUCGACACCGCAUGUCACGGAGAUGCGCUCGCCGCUACCCAUCGGUGCGGUCGACCCGAAACGACCAAUUGCGAACGUGCCACCUCCGGCGCCAUUGCCGCUGUCCUCGUAUACGAAAGCGAAGAGCCGCCUUCCAGCAUCGACCUUCGAUUUCUACCAGUAUACCACCUCGCGUGCAGCUGAAGAUCCAGGACCUUCCUCUGCGAGACGUCCUGCAACUGCUGAUCAGACUCUCAAAUCUUGGCAGGCAAACCAAGUGGAAUCAUCGAAAAGAUUAGAGGGAAUGCUGAAACAACACAUGGAAGCGGAAAAGGACGUUAUCAGACGUAUUGCCUCAACACAUCAACCAUCCAAUCCAAGUAAACCAUAG